Colletotrichum lupini is the source of this 306-nucleotide messenger RNA. RefSeq lists its product as uncharacterized. The transcript has 2 exons. Bases 1 to 306 code for a protein of 101 amino acids. The record is from RefSeq and is a predicted model, not a curated record. Lineage: Eukaryota; Fungi; Ascomycota; Sordariomycetes; Glomerellales; Glomerellaceae.
AUGGUUGAUCAAGUAAGACAGCGAGCCGAACAGACCGCCGCCCCAAAUCGGGAAACGGCGGCCAUGUUGGAAGCCGUUUCGGGCACCGAUGCCCGAAAAGUCUUGUUCGCACUCUGCAGGGAGGAUGUGCGGGUCCGCCGGCGAGCCGUUGACCUGUUGCAGAAGAUGCCAAGGACGGAUGUCUGCGCCAACUGUAAGGAGAAGUUUGAUGUCAACAGGAACGCUCCUGAUGCAUGUCGCUACCACACUGGAGACUUUGAGUUAGACGAAGACCUAGAGGUCUGGGGCACGAUCGAUGUCACGUAA